This is a messenger RNA of Rhea pennata, 678 nucleotides long. RefSeq names its product RAB33A, member RAS oncogene family (gene RAB33A). Gene Ontology annotation, biological process: Rab protein signal transduction. Gene Ontology annotation, molecular function: GTPase activity; GTP binding. The transcript has 2 exons. Bases 1 to 678 code for a protein of 225 amino acids. Lineage: Eukaryota; Metazoa; Chordata; Aves; Rheiformes; Rheidae. The record is from RefSeq and is a predicted model, not a curated record.
AUGGCGGCGGGCGGCGGCGGGCGGCCGCCGGGCCCCGAGUCCUCGCUGGAGCCCUACGUGCAGACCCGCAUCUUCAAGAUCAUUGUGAUCGGGGACUCCAACGUUGGCAAGACUUGCCUGACCUUCCGCUUCUGCGGAGGCACCUUCCCUGAGAAGACUGAGGCCACCAUCGGCGUGGACUUCCGAGAGAAAACAGUGGAGAUCGAGGGGGAGCGCAUCAAGGUCCAGGUGUGGGACACAGCUGGUCAGGAGAGGUUUCGGAAGAGUAUGGUAGAACAUUACUACCGCAACGUGCAUGCCGUCGUCUUCGUUUACGACGUCACGAAGAUGACAUCCUUCACCAACCUCAAGAUGUGGAUCGAAGAGUGCAACGGGCACGCAGUGCCCCCCCUCGUGCCCAAGGUGCUUGUUGGGAACAAGUGUGACUUAAAGGAACUGAUCCAAGUGCCAUCCAGCAUGGCUCUGAAAUUUGCUGAUGCUCACAACAUGCUGCUGUUCGAGACCUCAGCCAAGGACCCUAAGGAGAGCCAAAACGUGGAGUCCAUUUUUAUGUGCCUGGCCUGCCGGCUGAAGGCCCAGAAGUCGCUGCUGUACCGAGACAUGGAGAGGCAGCAGGGCAGGGUGCAGAAACUGGAGCUCGCGCAAGAUGCCAACGGUAAAACCUCCUGCCCGUGCUGA